CUCAGAUGUGUCGGACCGGACAGACGCAAUCGACCCUAUUUCUAAUAAUGGAAAAGAACUAUCGAAGUCUUAAGGCGCGGCACCAAGGACGCGUAAAACGUUCCCACCGUGCGUAAAAAAAAAAGAAAGGUGGAAUUGUUGGGAAACGAUACACACAGCGAUUCAACCGGACUAUUUUUCCUGAGUUAACUUUUCGAGAUCUGAGUCAGCCAGUGUGAUGAUGCUCUUGUAAAUAAAUCCGCCAAGCAGAGCAGAGGUGAGAUACGGGGCGUCACAGAGCGGCUCCGUGAUUCGGCACCGGAUGGAUCGCGGCGCGUCGGAGCGCGCAAACAAGAGGCGCGUCGCUCGCUCGCUCGCUCUCCUCCCGUUUGGAGCAAAGCGGCUAAAGUGUGAGGAGUGACGCGUGUGGACGCAGAGCUUUAGGGGAAAUAACUUAUUCAGUCAAGAGUUUCGUCCCUGUCACCGUCCGCCCACAAAACGCUGCUCACGGCAGCGGCCUGCAGUUGUCCUGAUAUGCCUCCCGGCCGCGAAGAUGACGGACUUUUCUCACAAAUUACGGUUUCAAGGUAACGUUUUGACGGCGGAAAGAAAACGCCUCCGUGCUCCCCGGCGAAGUGCGACUCCGAAGUGGAAGAGCUCAAGAUGGGACACAACCACCUGUUCUCCGCGAGGACGCCUUUUCUCUACCUGCUCUUGUGUCGGACAGUUCUUUGUCACGAGAAGUCCCACUCGCACGCCGAGGAUGACCUCUUCAAGACGUUGUUCGCCGGCUACAACAAGUGGUCGAGGCCCGUGUCGAACAUCUCCGACGUGGUCAUCGUCAAGUUCGGACUGUCCAUCGCACAGCUCAUCGAUGUGGAUGAGAAGAACCAAAUGAUGACAACCAACGUGUGGCUUAAACAGGAGUGGAAUGACUACAAACUUCGCUGGAAGCCGUCUGACUAUGACAAUGUGACGUCUAUAAGAGUCCCAUCGGAGCUCAUAUGGGUCCCGGACAUUGUCCUCUACAACAACGCCGAUGGAGAGUUCGCUGUGACCCACAUGACGAAGGCUCACCUCUUCCACAACGGAAAAGUCCGCUGGGUCCCUCCUGCCAUUUACAAGAGCUCCUGCAGCAUCGACGUCACCUUCUUCCCCUUCGAUCAACAGAACUGCAAAAUGAAAUUUGGCUCCUGGACGUACGACAAGGCCAAGAUCGACCUGGAGCGCACGGAAAACACGGUGGACCUGAACAACUACUGGGAGAGCGGCGAGUGGGCCAUCAUCAACGCCGUGGGGACAUACAACACGAAGAAGUACGACUGCUGCCACGAGAUCUACCCGGACAUCACCUACUUCUUCAUCAUUCGAAGGCUUCCCCUCUUUUACACCAUCAACCUCAUCAUCCCCUGUCUGCUGAUCUCCUGCCUCACCGUUCUGGUGUUCUAUCUGCCCUCGGACUGCGGGGAGAAGAUCACGCUGUGCAUCUCCGUGCUGCUGUCCCUCACCGUCUUCCUCCUCCUGAUCACCGAGAUCAUACCGUCCACGUCCCUCGUCAUCCCGCUCAUCGGCGAGUACCUCCUCUUCACCAUGAUCUUCGUCACCCUCUCCAUCGUCAUCACGGUCUUCGUGCUCAACGUGCACCAUCGCUCGCCCAGCACCCACAAGAUGCCCCACUGGGUCCACUCCGUGUUCCUCAAUCUGAUCCCGCGCUGGCUGUUCAUGCGGCGGCCCGCGCCGGACGUCCGGCGUCGCCGGCUGGCGCUGAUGCAGCAGGACGCGGCUCUGGUGCGGCGGCAGGGACGGGCGGGCGGGUACAAGCGGCCCAGCAACUGCCUCAGCACCUCGGCCACCUGGUCAGGAGGUGGGAGCGCGUCGGAGGACCCCGACAGGAGCUCCUACGAGGACUUGGAGCUGGGAACGCUGACGUCGUAUUUCUCCUUUCGCCCUCCUUCGCCCAGACCUCCGGGUGCGACCCCACCGCCCCAACCGAAAAACCCACAGAACAGCCAGAACCAGCAGGAAGGCCCUGCAGGGACUAACAGACUUUCAACAGGCUCCAGAGUCAAUCUCACCCAGAGGGCCGUUAAAGCUGAUAACGCGGUGUCAGACUCCACAUUCCUGCUUUCACCAAGUGUCAUUCGCGCCCUGGAAGGGGUGCACUACAUCGCAGACCAUCUGAGGGCCGAGGACGCCGACUUCAGCGUGAAAGAGGAUUGGAAGUACGUCGCCAUGGUGAUUGACCGCAUCUUCCUGUGGAUGUUCAUCAUCGUGUGCCUUCUUGGGACCAUCGGCCUCUUCCUGCCCCCUUGGCUAGCCGGCAUGAUCUAGCUCGUGUGAGACGAACCUCAGGACUCGCGAUGGGGAAAAACGGAUGUACUCGCUUCGUUGGCUUCCUCUGUAAUGUUACUUUGGCCUGAAUGCUAACACCGGCUCGCAGACAUGCUAACGUGUAGCACAACAUAGGAUUCGGCAUGUUAGCAUGCUAAUUCUAGUACGUUAACGUACCAGUGUUUAGUAUGUUUACUCUUUUAGCAUGAAAAAAAAUUUUAAAUUUAAAAAAAUGUAAAUCUUAUUACCGGUACAUUACAUUAAAUAGUGAUGCGGGGAUCCGCUAUGACACUGAGACUAGCGGUUAAUGGACAGGAGCCAAACAGCUCCAAUAGCAGUGGCAUGUUGUACAGGGAGUCGAUAAUAUACUGGACCAGACGCACUAACUGGGGUAAUUUGCACUGAUUUGGAGAGUUUCUCCUUUUUACCCGCUUUCUUUUGCCAUGAUAAAAAGAUUUUUGAAUGAUCAUACUAUGUAAUAAAUAUCAUCUUGAAACCUU
This is a messenger RNA of Gasterosteus aculeatus aculeatus (three-spined stickleback), 2810 nucleotides long. It is a transcript of the gene chrna2b, whose product is annotated as cholinergic receptor, nicotinic, alpha 2b (neuronal). Gene Ontology annotation, molecular function: transmembrane signaling receptor activity; acetylcholine-gated monoatomic cation-selective channel activity. NCBI's taxonomy places the organism in Eukaryota, Metazoa, Chordata, Actinopteri, Perciformes, Gasterosteidae. The record is from RefSeq and is a predicted model, not a curated record. Gene Ontology annotation, cellular component: postsynaptic membrane. Gene Ontology annotation, biological process: monoatomic ion transmembrane transport.